AUGGCAACCGCGAUUCUCCGCCAUGAAAGCUUAAGCUUACGCCACCCUUUUCCUCUGGGGUCUCGCAGAAAGAGGUUCGAAUCGAAUAACAGAAGGGAAUCGGAAUCCAUGGUGACCAAACCCCCGGCGAAGAACCUGGUGAUGGGCCAGGUCAAGAUCCUGAAGCGCGGUGAACCCUUGAUCGCCGCCGCCGAGAACACCGAUGGAUCAAGGGGUGAUGUUGAAGCGUUUGAUUUGAGCUUGGGUUCGACGAACCGGCUUGGCCCAGAUCCUGAAACGAUGCAAAAGCAAAUUAAGCUUAAGGAAUUCAAGAUCGGUGGUGGGUUUUAUGCCAGUUCUUCGUCAUUCAAUUCGCCGCCGCCUAGUUCGGUUCCGGUCCCUGGGUUUUUGGGAAGGGCUGCAAGGGUAAGCCCUUAA
Gossypium arboreum is the source of this 417-nucleotide messenger RNA. RefSeq lists its product as uncharacterized. The record is from RefSeq and is a predicted model, not a curated record. The transcript has a single exon. NCBI's taxonomy places the organism in Eukaryota, Viridiplantae, Streptophyta, Magnoliopsida, Malvales, Malvaceae. The coding region runs from base 1 to 417 and encodes 138 amino acids.